This is a messenger RNA of Torulaspora delbrueckii, 1854 nucleotides long. RefSeq names its product pre-rRNA-processing protein ESF1 (gene ESF1). The coding region runs from base 1 to 1854 and encodes 617 amino acids. Gene Ontology annotation, molecular function: RNA binding. Gene Ontology annotation, biological process: rRNA processing. The transcript has a single exon. Gene Ontology annotation, cellular component: nucleus. The record is from RefSeq and is a predicted model, not a curated record. NCBI's taxonomy places the organism in Eukaryota, Fungi, Ascomycota, Saccharomycetes, Saccharomycetales, Saccharomycetaceae.
AUGUCGGAGAAGAGGAGUAAAGAUCCAAGAUUUUCGAAAAUUUACGAUGAUCCAAAGUUCAAUAAUGUUAAAACGAAAGGAUUCAAGGUUAAGUUGGAUGACAGAUUUAGUAAGAAAGAUCUGGAGAUCAAGCGGAAGACAAAGGUCGACAAGUAUGGUCGUCGAAUGAGGGAUGUGGAAGAUAGUAAGGAAUCUAAGGACUUUGACAAAUACUUUGAACAAAGUGAUGAAGAAAAGAAGAAGGAUAAAGAUACUGAAAUACUUACUGUCGAUCGUGCGCGCGGAGAAGUGCCUAGCGAUUAUGUGAGCUCUUCAGAUGAGUUCACUUCCUCGGACUCUGAAGUCUCCGAUAACGAGGUCGAGAGCGAAAGUGAAUCCGAAGUUGAGCUAGAAAAGACUGAACCUUCAUCUGGGGAUUCUUCAAAGACAUUGGCUGUUGUUAAUCUGGAUUGGGAUAAUGUUCGGUCUUCGGAUUUGAUGAUCACUUUUUCCAGUUUCCUACCCGCUGGCGGUAGGAUUGAGAAGAUAGCUAUUUAUCCAAGUGAAUUUGGAAAAGAGAGAAUGCAGAGGGAAGAAGUGGAAGGGCCUCCAAAGGAAUUGUUCCAAAAAAAGAAGAAGAAAUCUAAGAAGGGCCAGCAAGAAGACAGCGAUUCCGAUAUUGACGUAAAGGAUUUGUACGAAGAAGGUGAUGCUGACAAAAAUGUGGAUAAUAAGGCACUGCGCCAAUACCAACUUGAUAGACUGAGAUAUUAUUAUGCUGUUGUUUACUGCAACAAUGUCGCAGCAGCUGAGAGCAUAUAUAACAACUGUGAUGGUACUGAAUACGAAUCUACCGCAAACAUAUUCGAUAUAAGGUAUGUGCCAGAUGGCAUGGAUUUCGAUGGAAAGCCAAAAGACAGUUGUACAGAACUACCUAAAAAUUACAAACCACUACAGUUUAGCACCGAUGCUUUGCAGCAUUCCAAUGUUAAGCUAACGUGGGAUGAAACUCCUGCUGAUAGACUUGAUGUUGCGAAGCGAGCAUUUACUCAAAAGGAAAUAGAAGAUAUGGAUUUCAAGGCAUACCUCGCAUCUGAUUCGGACGAUUCAGAAGAUGAAGUUGAUGCUCAGUCCAAAAGCAAACUCAAGUCUCUAGUUACUGGGUCUUCUGCGUUCGAUUUUACGAGAAAGAAUGCUGAUGAGGUUGAUGGCAAUGAUGAAGAAGUUGAUAUGGAGAUAACUUUCACCCCGGGUCUUGACGAAGCUAACAAGGAUGGGCAGGAAGGUCAGGAGGAAGAAAGUACGAUUGAUAAGGUUAGGAGGAAGGAGAAAGAACGUCGUAAGGCGAGAAAGGCGAAGGUGAAGGAACUGAAGCACCAGGCAGAGCAGGAUAAGAAGGUGAAAUUGAAGAAGGGAAGGGGGAAGCAGACCUCAGACAUCGAGCAAGAUCCGAAGUCUAAAGCGGAACUUGAAUUGCUGAUGAUGGACGAUGAAGACGAUACCGAAAAAUCAAUCAACAAGAAAGCACAUUUCAACAUGAAGGAGAUUUUAAAGAGUGAAAAGGAGAAGAAGAAGAAAAACAAGUAUCAAGAUAAGAAUAAGAUUGUGGUAGACGAUUUCAAACCAGAUUUGGAGGACCCAAGAUUCAAAGAGAUGUUUGAAGGUCAUGAUUUCGCAAUCGAUCCAACUCAAUCAGAAUUCAGAGGCACGAAGGCCAUGAAAGAAAUGCUUAACAAGCGCAGCAAGCAAGCCCAUAGAGUAAAUUCGAAGAGAAAGAUCGCCACGCAAGAAAAUGAUACAAAUGAAAAUGGAGAUAUCGCUAAUAUAGUUGCUAAACUGAAGAAGGGAGGUAGGAAAAAAGUGAAGAGUAAAUAA